AUGCCAGGUCUCUUGGAUCUUCCUAGUGAAGUCAUUCUAAUCAUCGUUGAAUACCUACAAGCAAACAUUCAGCACGUCGCAUUGCCAUUCUAUGAGCUCGGAGAUGCCCACCGCUAUGCCAUCAGCCAUAACCCACCACGGAGAGUUAGAUACCUGCGCUCUCUGUUACUCGUUUCUCGUCGCUUGAGUGACAUUCUAACGCCAAUAUUGUAUCGUAAUGUCAUUGUCCGCGAUUACAAUCGCGUCAACGAGAAGAUAUCGCUGGAUCAGCUCCAGUGGAGUCUUGAGAAGAACCCGAGUCUCAGUGAAGACAUCGUUUCGGCAUUCAUUCCAUGUGGAAGCUCUUGGUCUGACCGCUCUAUUGGCAAUGUCAUCCCUUUCUUUUGGUACGCCAAUAUGCAAACACUCACCAUCCACCAGUUUGACGACUGGGAGCCCCUGGAAUUUGAAAACGACUCGCAUGUUGGCACCUCGCCUGUGAAAUAUCUCACUCUCAUUGAUUGCGGGGCACAUGAGGAGUCUCUAGCCGCUGUAUUGAGCUGGCCGGCAGCUUUGAAAGCACUUCACUACGAUGCCAAUCAAGGCGAGUGGAGUGGCCAUUAUGGGGAUGAGCCGGCCAAAGAGUGGACUACUGCUGCUUUUGUGCGCACGCUACAAUCGCAGAAGAGGUCGUUGGAAGAAUUGACAAUGACGAGGCCGCGGCUUGUCCACGAAGGACUGGGAAAUGGACCUCGCAUCGAUCUAAGCGACUUCCAGGCCCUUAGGAUUCUUCGCAUUUACCAUGUCUUCCUUUGCGGGACUGAUGAUUGGCCUGGGGUCUGGAGAAAUUUGCCUCCCAACCUGGAGGAGCUGGAGGUCUCUUACGACGAUGGAGACCUCACCACCUUCCUGUAUGAGGGCGACGCGGUGGCUUAUGAUCCUUUUCUCCUUGAUGUGAUCAGGCAUAAGACGACACACCUCCCACAUUUGCACACGGUGACAAUCUACGCGUUUGAGAGGUUCGAUGAUUCUGAAAGUGAAUCUCAAGGUAUCGAGGAUUCAGCAGGACACUGGAAGCUGCCGUCUUCAUUGGCAUCCGAGGCCGAAGCUGCGGGGAUAAAGUUGGAUGUGUGGCUGAAAUUCGAUGACAGUCCGACUUUUGAGGGAGUUGACGUUUUCGAAUCACUGAUCAGUCAAACUGGCCCGUCUAGUCGGUCUAAACAAGGUGCGCGAUCUGGACAGAGUGUUCUGCCAAGCAAUCUCUCAGAGGAAUCUUCAACAAGGGAGGCCAAGGUUUACGGAAGCUACACCCAACUGCAGUUCUAA
Penicillium cinerascens is the source of this 1305-nucleotide messenger RNA. RefSeq lists its product as uncharacterized. Lineage: Eukaryota; Fungi; Ascomycota; Eurotiomycetes; Eurotiales; Aspergillaceae. The record is from RefSeq and is a predicted model, not a curated record. Bases 1 to 1305 code for a protein of 434 amino acids. The transcript has a single exon.